AUGCAGCAUACAAGAGAAAGCUACAGACAGCAUAUAACUGACAGCCACAGACAGCACAUAACUGACAACCUCAGACAGCACAUAACUGACAGCCACAGACAGCACAUAACUGACAGCCACAGACAGCACAUAACUGACAGCCACAGACAGCACAUAACUGACAGCCACAGACAGCAUAUAACUGACAGCCACAGACAGCAUAUAACUGACAGCCACAGACAGCACAUAACUGACAGCCUCGGACAGCACAUAACUGACAGCCACAGACAGCACAUAACUGACAGCUACAGACAGCAUAUAACUGACAGCCACAGACAGCAUAUAACUGACAGCCACAGACAGCAUAUAACUGACAGCCAACAGGCAGCAUAA
Physella acuta is the source of this 372-nucleotide messenger RNA. RefSeq lists its product as uncharacterized. Lineage: Eukaryota; Metazoa; Mollusca; Gastropoda; Physidae. The record is from RefSeq and is a predicted model, not a curated record.